Megachile rotundata (alfalfa leafcutting bee) is the source of this 1256-nucleotide messenger RNA. Its product is annotated as acyl-CoA Delta-9 desaturase. The record is from RefSeq and is a predicted model, not a curated record. Gene Ontology annotation, cellular component: endoplasmic reticulum membrane. Gene Ontology annotation, biological process: unsaturated fatty acid biosynthetic process. Lineage: Eukaryota; Metazoa; Arthropoda; Insecta; Hymenoptera; Megachilidae. Gene Ontology annotation, molecular function: iron ion binding; stearoyl-CoA 9-desaturase activity.
CAACCGACCGUUUACUGUCUACCAAACGCCACGUGACCCCGCAGGAAUGUACAGCUCGACGGUGACUCAGUACGAGGAGAAGAAAAACGACAAUGGAAAGGUGGAAGAGGACGCAGAGCCGUUACCGCUACCAACCGAGAAAAUCCCGGCUAGGCAACCUAUAAUAUGGGAAAAUGUGAUUGGUAUCAUUGUGCUUCAUUUCCUCGCCGUUUACGGUUUCAUGAACGGCUAUCGAGAUGCCAAGUUCUGGACGUGGAUUUGGAAUAUCACCUACGGUGUGACGUCUGGUUACGGAAUAACGGCAGGUGCCCAUCGCCUAUGGGCGCACAAAAGUUACUCGGCUAAGGUUCCUCUACGUAUUUUUCUAGCGUGCUUAUACUGCAUGGCUGGACAAACGCGUUUCUACAACUGGAUACGAGAUCACAGAACCCAUCACAGGUAUACGGAAACUACGGCGGAUCCACACGAUGCUAGACGCGGAUUCUUCUUUUCUCAUAUGGGGUGGCUGAUGGUUAAACGACACCCGUCCGUCAAGAAAUAUGGCAGUAAAAUCGAUAUGAGCGACAUCGCUGCUGAUCCUGUAAUACAGUACUUCGACAAGCAUUACGAGAUCAUUAUGUUGUGGCUAUGCUUCGUUCAACCGACAUUGUUGCCAGUUUUCAUGUGGGGCGAGACAUGGUUCAUAAGCGUUUACGCGACGCUCAUCCGCUACGUGUGGUCGUUACACGCCACUUUUAUCGUUAACAGUUUGGCUCACAUGUGGGGAAAUCGACCGUAUAACAGGCAAGUGAAACCAGUGGAAAAUCCGACGGUGUCUUUCUUCGCUCUGGGCGAAGGUUGGCACAAUUAUCAUCAUUGUUUCCCGUGGGACUACAAGGCUGCCGAGCUGGGAGCUUACAGCCUGAAUCCGACCACAGCGUUCAUAGAACUGAUGGCACGCGUUGGUUUGGCGUACAAUCUGAAAACACCGUCGAAAGAGCUGGUCGAUCGAACCAGCAUGAAAAAAGGGGACGGAACCGACAGCCUUUGGGGACAUCAGAGACACUGAAAUAUCGAUGUCGAUGCUUACAACCUCGUUCCGAGAUCAGAGAGCCAUCCGAACACGCGUCGAACAAUCAACGCCGUACUGAGGAGAUCGUUCAACAUUUUAUUCCAGUGUAAUCGGGAUCGACGCAGCAAUUUCUGAGGGUAUUUGUGUACAUGGAAAUUUAGGGAUAUAGAAAUUUCGAAAUUUUUUAACUGCAAAUAUGACUUGA